This is a messenger RNA of Leguminivora glycinivorella, 1823 nucleotides long. RefSeq names its product zinc finger protein 260-like. Gene Ontology annotation, biological process: regulation of transcription by RNA polymerase II. The transcript is spliced from 12 exons. Gene Ontology annotation, molecular function: RNA polymerase II transcription regulatory region sequence-specific DNA binding; DNA-binding transcription factor activity, RNA polymerase II-specific; zinc ion binding. Gene Ontology annotation, cellular component: nucleus. Lineage: Eukaryota; Metazoa; Arthropoda; Insecta; Lepidoptera; Tortricidae. The record is from RefSeq and is a predicted model, not a curated record. The coding region runs from base 87 to 1823 and encodes 578 amino acids.
AAAAAAGUUAGGGCUAUCUUUCUCGUGUUUUGCUACCAAAAACAAUUAAUCUAAUUAACUUUUUGUAUGAAACACGCGCUAAAACAAUGGAGGAUUUACUUGCGUGCCGUAUAUGUUUGAUAACGGAUGUUACACUGUUCGAUAUGUUCAAAUACAAACUUGCGGAAUCGUAUCAAAUUAUAACAGGGACCCAGUUAUCAGCAGACGGUCUCCCACUACAUAUCUGCAGCUUUUGUGCGGUGUUGCUUCAGAAAAGCGUUUUAUUCAAAAAUAAAUGCCAUAAUGCAGAACACAUACUGAAGUUUUCGUUGAUGCAGCAACAUAUGCUGACAACUGCCUACCUAAGGACCAUAGACCGUAACCUCCACUCUCUCACUCUACCCUUCUCCACCGUCACAACAACUAACACCAUCAACAUCUCCUACCAAAUCAAAGAAGAAGCUACAGACAUUGAAACUGUCGACGAAAUAGAUACCACAGAUAACGUAUCCGUCAAAUAUGAAUCUGACGAAGAGCCUUUAUCUAAAAAAGUUAAAAAGAAAAGGAAAAACAAAUUAAAAUUAGACGAAAUCAAAUUAGAAUCAGAAAACAUUAUUGAAGACAAAGUUAUCGAAGAUAUAACUUAUUUAGAUGGUUUAGAAGACGUUCAAGUGGUUGUGUUGAGUAAAGAGGAGCAAAUAGCAGAGGUUAUGUUGCGGAAGAACUCUUUUAAUUAUUUAAAUUCGUUUUAUAAAUGUGAUAAGUGCUAUAAGGGGUUUAUUACGGAUUCGACGUUUAAGAAUCAUAUGGCAAGACAUGCACUGCUGAGCGGACCUCACGCGUGCGAGGUGUGUCUCACGCGGUGGCCGACUGUUCGCGCGUUGCGCGCCCACGUUAUCACCUCGCACGAGCGCAAAUACGUCUGCAGGAAGUGCAAUCAUGUCUCCAAGUCCAGUCACAGAGCGAAGGAGCACAGUAAAUGGCAUCUCGGAUUCACGUACACCUGCAAGAUUUGCGGAGCGUCGUUUACCAAAUCCACAAGCCACCUCACACACAUCCGCCUACAGCACCCGUCCAACAAUUGUUGCUCGCUGUGUGGAGAGUCCUUUAUCGGCGAGUACGGACUGGCCAUGCAUCGCAAGAAGGCCCAUAGAGAACAGCAGAGUGACGUAAAGUCGGAGUCGCUGUGUGUUCUGUGCGGCGUGCGGUUCCGGAGUCUCGACGCGCUGAACAGACACAUCAGCGCCGCUGAGAACAAUUCCUGUAACACUAGCUUAAGGCCGUGCCUCAGUUGCGGCGAAGGUUUCUCGUCGGACGAAACGCUGAAGGAACAUUUGAAGAUUCACGUCACUGACGACUACGUCAAAUGCGAAGAAUGCAACAGAACGUUCGCGCACGAGAAGUCGUACGCCAUCCAUUACCAGCGCGUGCACCUGCACGUGAAGACAGCUCGCCGGGACCUCGCCGACCGAGUCGUCUGCGAGAUUUGCGGCAAGAAGUGCACGUCGAACGCCACACUGGUGUACCACCAGCGCACGCACACGGGAGAAAAACCAUAUCAGUGCACCAAGUGCCCCAAGCGGUUCAGCGUUUGUCAACUGCUGCAGAUCCACCUUCGGACACACACAGGGGAGAGGCCCUUCAAGUGCUCGCGCUGCCCCAAGGCGUUCAAACACAAGGCGGCGCUCAACCGACACGACCGGGUACACACGGGGGCGAAACCCUACAUGUGCGCUCACUGCGGCAAGUCGUUCUCGCAAUCCAACUCCAUGAAGACUCACGUCAGCACCGUGCACCUCAAGCUGCCGGCGCCCUACCGGCACCGCAGGAACAAGACGGAAUAA